Impatiens glandulifera is the source of this 1539-nucleotide messenger RNA. Its product is annotated as basic leucine zipper 19-like. Lineage: Eukaryota; Viridiplantae; Streptophyta; Magnoliopsida; Ericales; Balsaminaceae. The transcript has 3 exons. The record is from RefSeq and is a predicted model, not a curated record. Gene Ontology annotation, biological process: regulation of transcription by RNA polymerase II; DNA-templated transcription. Gene Ontology annotation, molecular function: DNA-binding transcription factor activity, RNA polymerase II-specific; RNA polymerase II cis-regulatory region sequence-specific DNA binding. Bases 433 to 1224 code for a protein of 263 amino acids.
GAUGGUGAAUAUUAAAACAAUCGUACGGAGAAAAAGGUCGUCUCUUUAACUAUGGAGGAGUUCUCUUCCUUGAUAUUCGCUUUUCCUCUCCACUAGUUUCCUUUCAUCCGUUGAACUGCCUAUACCAUUAUCUAGGUUUUCUCUCUUUCAAACUCUCAUCUCAUCUCUACUCAGACUUUCUCUCUUUCAAACUCUGCAUCCAUCUUCCCGCUGUUCGUAUUCUCGCGUCAAUCCGAACCCACAACCUCAAAUUCACCGAUUCAAUUGUCGUUUUCUUCAUCUUAAGACUGACAACAGAAGGCAUUGGUUUCGUGAGUUUUGAAUAUCCUACUUUAAAAAAAUACAGAUUGAGGCAAAGGGUGGAUCAGGAUUGUAAGAUUAUUUAUCACUGUUAAUUGAGUGUUGAUUUCGGAUUUACAUAUAAAUAUCAAGAUGGAUGAUGGUGAACUUGAUUUCUCAAACCAAGAAAUGUUUACAAACUCUAUUGGGGAUCUACCAAGUAGCUGCUCUAUGGAUAGUUUCUUUGAUGACAUUCUCAAGGACACUCAUGCUUGUACCCAUACUCACACUUGCAACCCUCCUGGUCCUGAUUUAUCGCAUUCCCACACUUGUUUUCACGUUCACACUAAAAUUCUCCCCGCAGCAGUUGAGGAGAAGAAUGGAUCUGACGAUACUGGAGAAUCCGACGAAAAGAAGUCUAAGAAAAGGCCUCUGGGUAAUCGCGAAGCAGUACGGAAGUAUCGUGAGAAGAAGAAGGCUCGUGCUGCAUCGUUGGAGGAUGAAGUCGUAAGACUGAGAGGUUUGAAUCAGCAGUUGCUGAAAAGGUUACAGGGUCAGGCAGCGUUAGAAGCUGAAGUUGCUAGGCUUAAAUGUCUGCUCGUGGAUAUUCGAGGAAGGAUUGAGGGAGAGAUUGGAUCUUUUCCUUAUCAGAAGUCUGGAAAUGCUUCUGGACAGAACAAUCCUUCUGCUGCUUAUGUUAUGAAUCCAUGUAAUAAUCUGCAGCAAUGUGAUGAUCAGCUUUAUUGCCUUCACCCAGAUGGAGGAGAAGGACAAAGUACAGAAGUUACAGAUUUAAAUGAACAAGGAUUUGGUAAUUGUGAAUUUGGAAAUAUGCAGUGUUUAGGGAAUCAGAAUGUUGUCUCCAAAGAGAUGGCUCCCGCACCCACCAACAUCACGGUUGCAAGCAAGCGAAAAGGUGGUGCUAGAGGUGCAAGAGCUAGUUGAAGAUCAAAACAAAGCUCGAAAAUGACCGGUUCCUUUCAGGUGGUGCUAGAGGUGCAAGAGCUAGUUGAAGAUCAAAACAAAGCUCGAAAAUGACCGGUUCAAUUUGAGGUUAACGUUACAAUUCGUUUUUGUGGAACAAACUUACAUGUGUUAAAUGUUUACCUGGAUUGGACCAGACAAAUAUUUUAUUUUAUUUUUGUUUUAAAAGGAUGGAAUCUGUUUCUAUCCAUAUUAUUAUGCUUAAUUGAUGUUGUAUGAGUAUGUGAAAUGAUGAUGAAGAAUAAUUUUGGUUUAAGGUAGUAAUAUUUUACUUGA